Molecule: messenger RNA, 1755 nt
Organism: Closterium sp. Yama58-4
Lineage: Eukaryota; Viridiplantae; Streptophyta; Zygnematophyceae; Desmidiales; Closteriaceae
Source: the annotation of a GenBank genome assembly
AUGUGUCCAGAUCUGACGGGCCUGCACGUAGAUACGAUGAAACGACGGAACAGACGUGGGGGAUUCACUGAGAACGGACUUUCGUAUCUUUUUUAUAAGUGCACACGGCUGGAGGGACUUGGUCUCGAUUGUCAGUCGAAUCUGACCGCCAUUCCCUCAUCAAUUGGCGGCCUUGCGUCACUCAAGAGCCUUCACAUCACCGACAGGGGGGGAAUUGCUCUCCUUCCGGUCGCGUUCACCUCGUUGCAUUCACUCACGCAUCUCGUGAUUGAAAUGUACGGCUUGGAUGAACUGCCUCAGGGCGUCGGCAAUCUGAGGCUGCUCAAGUCCCUUCAUCUGAACGGCUGCAUGCGGCUCGGCUCCUUUCCCGAUUCUUUCGGACAGCUAACUAACUUGACACAUCUUUCCAUCAGCGGUUCCAGGACAAGGCUUCAGCUGCCCGAAUCUAUCUCGAACCUCUCGUCCCUGGUGACACUCGAGAUUUCCAACUGCUCAGACCUUUCACCGCUGCCCGAGAGUUUUGGAAACAUGCCAGCGCUUGAAUCCCUACCUAGGCAUCAAACUCUCGUGCAUCUGCCUCACUCCAUAACCCUUGCCACUGCACUCAAGAAACUCGCGCUGGAAAUCUUCAGAGCUCUUCAAUCGCUACCCGAGGAUUUCGGGCAGCUGACUGUCCUAGAGACGCUACGCUUAGUUAAGCUCCCGCAGCUUAGCAGCCUGCCAGCAUCGCUUGGCAACCUGACGAGCCUUAAGGAGCUGAAAAUAGCCGAGUGCAGCCUGCUGACGCAGCUUCCGGACUCCCUAAGUCAGCUAUCUUCCCUCGAGCUACUGCAGAUCAAUGACUGCUGCAAGCUGAGAUCGCUACCGCAUGGCAUGGGGGAUGGUCUGCAUAGCCUGUGCAGACUGUAUCUACUCGACUGCACGACUCUCACCCACGUCCCUCGAUCCUUCUCCAGCCUCGCGUCCUUGCGAGUCCUAGCAAUCUGUGAAGCAACCAGCUUACGAGGCACACUACCAGGCAGGUUUUCCCACUUGACAAGCCUCAAGGAGCUUUAUCUCUCCUCCUUGAAUGCCUCCCUCCCUGCCUUCGCCCGCACUCUCACCCGCCUCGUGGUCGUCAGGUCCACGCGAAUCAAGGCGCUGCCACAGGAGAUUGGACGGCUGGGAGAGCUUGUUACACUUAAGCUCUUACUACUACCCAACUUGAAGUUGCUCCCUCACUCGAUGUAUCAGCUGCCGCGGUUGAAAUCUCUGCAAGUGAGUUCCUGCAGCGCAUUGGAGUCGCUGUUUGGGGAUAAAGACCAGGGGGGUGCACACAUGGGGGUUGCACGCAAGGGGGAUGCACGCACGGGAGCCUCUGGGCAAGAUCGUGGGGGAAGAAUCGCCCGUCUGGAGCUAGCCAGUCACACGGGUAGCAGCAGAGCCGCUGGCAGCUGUGGGGGGCUUGAGAAGAGUGGUACGGGUGUGUUGCUGCCAUCCCUGGAGGUCCUUGAGCUUGCAGAGCUUCCCCUGCAGCACCUCGGUGCAUGGCUGGGCUGCCUCCCGUCGCUAACAAGCCUGCAAAUCUUCCACAUGGAUCGCCUCCAAUCGCUCCCAGACUCAAUCUCUCGCCUCUCUUGGAUGCAGUCACUGGAGAUCAUUCAUGCCAAAAGCCUGCUUGCUCUGCCAGAGUCAAUGGGAAAGCUCUCAGCACUCACAUCCCUCCAUCUGAACGGUCUCAUGGGCUUGACUGAGCUGCCCGAGUCAUUGGGGUAG